This is a messenger RNA of Spea bombifrons (plains spadefoot toad), 2058 nucleotides long. RefSeq names its product ST6 beta-galactoside alpha-2,6-sialyltransferase 2 (gene ST6GAL2). Lineage: Eukaryota; Metazoa; Chordata; Amphibia; Anura; Pelobatidae. Gene Ontology annotation, molecular function: sialyltransferase activity. Bases 448 to 1995 code for a protein of 515 amino acids. The transcript is spliced from 7 exons. The record is from RefSeq and is a predicted model, not a curated record.
GGGAAUAAUGUGACUAAAGAGGGAGACAAAGAAUGGGAGGGAAGACUUAACACACAGAGACACACACGGCAGUCUCUCCCUCCCUCUCAUGUAAGUCCCAUUAAGGGGAGGGAAUGAGAGCGCGGCAGCGGCGGCAGCAGCAGCAGUAAAGCUCAGUAGCUGGAGGAUCGGUGGCAGCAGCGGCUCUGGGCAGCCUCGACAUGUCCGUCCCACGGCUGCGAGCGGAGUCGUCAGUCCCCAGCCCGGCAGAGCAGGCGGCACCGGGGCUCUGUGUAAGUCUCAGGUCCUGAGCAGGAGGAUCACGCUGCACCUCCAGUUUUAGGACCUGAAUAAAGGUGCAAUUGAAAGAAAGGAAGAUAAAAGAACAAGAACUGGACACAACAAAAGUGCUUACAGUUACUUCAGCUUGAAAGGAUACGUACCAGAAAACUCAGAGCAGACCAAGCCAUGAAACCAAACUUGAAACAAUGGAAACAACUUAUGCUAUGUGGUAUCUGCGCUUGGGGUCUCCUCUUUUUCGUGAUAUUCAUCUAUUUUACAGACAGCAACUCGGUAGAACCGGUGCCAAGUUCCUUUUCUUACAUAGACGCUAAAAAACUUUUACCAAUUCAAGGUAAGCAGAGGGCCAUAAUGGGAGCACGCCAGGAUCAAUCACUAUCAUAUGCUAUUGACGACAGUGACCUCCUUAAUGAAGAUGUUGUAGAUUCUUUUAAAUUAGGCCCGGAUAGUAUUAAAAAUAUGGUUGAUAUGGAGCAUUAUUUUGAGAGUGAAGAUGAGUUUAUCAUUUCAAGGAAACUAGAAACCCCAGUUAGAAGGUAUCAUGGAGAUUCCAGCCAAGAUAAUUUACAUGCCAGUAUUCAUUCAGCUGCUGGGAGGAUGCCAGUAGGCAAUGGUGGAAGAUAUCGCCAAGGUGCCCAUGCACAUCUCAGAAAAAGCAGAAGGAAUGCACGAAAGAAUCAACAUAUGUUUGAUGAGUCAGACGACUGGAAUGGAUUUUCAUCAUCCAUGUCCAAAUCCUUUUUACAGAAACUUUGGAAGGGUAAUGUGUCUUCAAAGAUGCUAACUCCUCACCUGCAGAAAGCUAGGAGGGAAUACCUUAGGGCGAAUAAGCUCGGAGUUACUUUCACAGGCAAGCAUAACUCAAGGAAAUUGACUCCACAAGAACUCCUUUGUGAAUUAAAGAAGAGAGCUCAUGUGAGGACAUUGGAUGGCAAGGAGGCUCCCUUUUCAAAUUUGGGAUGGGAAAAGUAUUUUCCACGAAUACCACUGAGCAAAUUAUACCAACAAGGAUUUUCAUCUUGUGCUGUAGUUUCAUCUGCUGGUGCAAUACUUAACUCCUCCCUCGGAGUAGAAAUUGAUGCACAUGAUGCUGUGCUAAGGUUUAAUUCUGCCCCAACACGUAAUUAUGAAAAAGAUGUUGGAAACAAAACCACCAUGCGGAUUAUAAAUUCUCAGAUUCUUACCAACCCAAUCCAUCACUUCGAGGACAGCUCCCUGUACAAAGAUGUCACUUUAGUUGCUUGGGAUCCUUCGCCAUACUAUGCAGAUCUCCACAUGUGGUACCAUAAACCAGACUACAAUCUGUUCCCCCCAUAUGAGCAACAUCGUAAAAAGAAUCCAGACCAGCCGUUUUAUAUUCUUCACCCAAAGUUUACGUGGGAACUGUGGAAAAUCAUUCAAGAAAACAGCAACGAGAAGAUACAGCCAAAUCCCCCUUCCUCUGGUUUUAUUGGAAUCCUUAUAAUGAUGUCAAUGUGCCAUAAAGUACACGUAUACGAAUAUAUCCCAUCCUUCAGACAAACAGACCUUUGUCAUUAUCACGAGCAAUACUAUGAUGCAGCGUGCACCCUGGGAGCCUAUCAUCCUCUGCUUUACGAGAAAAUGUUUAUUCAAAGGUUAAACCAAGGCUCGGAAGAAAAUCUUCUCCGGAAAGGCAAAGUCACUUUGCCAGGCUUAGGUUCAAUACAGUGUCCCUCACAUGACCAAAUUACUUAAGGGCACAGAGUCACUUUCUUGAAAAUCAUGUGCAAUAAGUUGCUACUGCUCUGUCAACAAAAA